Molecule: messenger RNA, 582 nt
Organism: Rhodotorula toruloides NP11
Lineage: Eukaryota; Fungi; Basidiomycota; Microbotryomycetes; Sporidiobolales; Sporidiobolaceae
Product: dynactin 5
Exons: 4
Coding region: 1-582 (193 amino acids)
Source: RefSeq, a predicted model, not a curated record
AUGUCGCGCUCGUCAACCAAGUCCGCCUACAUCCAGACCGACACGGGAAACCUCGUCUCGCGGUCCUGCGUCAUCUGCGGGUCGUCCAACAUCGUCCUCGGCGGCAAGUCGAUCCUCCAGCCUGGCUGCAUCCUGCGAGGCGACUUGAGGCGGGCGGGUGCGGGCGCGACGGCGGCGGGAGGUAGGGAGGCUGCGACGGUUGCGAUUGCUAUGGGCAAGUACUGCAACGUUGGCGAGGGAACAGUCCUGCGGCCGUGCUACAAAACCUACAAGGGCGUCUUCUCCUACUACCCGAUGAAGAUUGGCGACUACGUUACGAUCGGCGCAAACAGCGUCGUCGAGGCAGCGAGCAUCGGGAACGGCGUCGAGAUUGGCAAAGGGUGCAUCAUUGGUCCUCUCGCCAUCCUCAAGGACUUCUGCCGGAUCGCAGACGGAGCAGUAGUCGGAGCAGGGACGAUCGUGCCGAGCUUGACAGAGUGGGCGGGAAGUCCAGCUCGCCCGGUCGGCCAGCUACCUGAAUCGACGCCGGAAGUCGUCGAGGCAAAGGCAAGAGCGGCGAGGGCGCAGUUUCAGCCGGAUUGA